GCACCUGGACAGGCAAAACGGCCAGCGAAAUUAAGAUAAAUUAUCACAUUAUAAUUGAUGAAUAAAUAUUCCUUGCUCUAUACCUAUUUUAUCAGAAAUAUUAUCUAUAAAAAUUCCGUAACCGAAACAAAAGAAAAAUUCCAUCAUCCUGAACCUGUCCCUCCUACCCACGGUCCCCUCACCAACGUAACCACGAGGUUCAGUUCCAAAAGUGUCAACCAAAACCCCUACAACUAUCAGAAUGUCUGAGAAUCCAUCGACAUCACGAGGAAAAUCCGUCCAAAUACCCUCCACAAAUAAAAAAAAAUCAACAGACGACGAGAUCACCGAGCUCCAUCAAGAAUUCACAACAGACGACCACAUAAUCCCCCUGGACAAGCUCUGCAAGAAGCUAGGAACCGAUCCAAUCCAAGGAUUAACGCACGCAGAGGCAUUCAAACGUCUGGAGUCAUCAAAAAACAGUCUGAGUCCUCCGAGGCAAACCCCAGAGUACAUUAAACUCCUGAAAUGCAUGUUCUCAGGAUUUGCCUCACUCCUGUGGAUCUGCGCAGUCCUCUGCUUCGUCCUCUACAUAAUCGGCCAACUCAUGGGCCACGACGACGAAGAGGGAAUCGAAUGGUUUGGCAUAAUAAUAAUAAUAAUAUGCAUCAUAUCAGGAUUGUUUGCGUUUAUCCAAGAGAGCAAGAACUCGAAAGUGAUGGAGUCCUUUACGAAGAUGGUGCCCACCUACGCCCUAGUGAUUCGUCAGGGUGAGAAAAAGACAAUUCCAACCGAGGAAAUUGCAGUGGGCGAUAGAGUGGAGAUAAGACUGGGUGACAAGAUCCCGGCUGAUCUCAGAAUAAUCAGAUGUGUCGGCUUGAGAGUAGAAAAUUCAAGUCUAACAGGUGAGAGCGAACCGGUCGCUCGAAGUGAUUAUCCCACAGACAGAAAUCCCCUGGAGACCCAGAACAUCGCCUUCUUCUCAUCCUACGCUGUAGCUGGUGAAGGAUCGGGAAUAGCGAUAGCAAUUGGUGACAAAACGAUGAUCGGAAGACUUGCAGGACUAACGACAAAAGUAACAAAGACAGAAACUCCAAUCUCCAAAGAGAUCAAUCACUUUGUCCAUGUCAUAACGUGGAUGGCAGUUGCCUGUGGCUUUUCCUUCUUCGGACUGUCGUUGCUGAUCGAGGCGAACGUGGUGAAGGCCUUCACAUAUCUCCUAGGGAUAAUCAUCGCGAAUGUGCCUGAGGUGCUGUUGGUGACGGUGACAACGAGUUUAACGCUGACAGCGAAGAAAAUGGCGAAUAAAAAUUGUCUAGUGAGGAAUUUGGAGGCCGUUGAGACACUCGGCUCAACGUCUACCAUAUGCUCUGACAAGACAGGCACCCUGACGCAGAAUAAAAUGACAGUAUCGAACAUGUGGUUUGGAAAUAUCAGGCACAAUUUUCCAGCUGGUUUGUGGUCACUGGGAGCUGAAAGAGAUCUGCUGCUGGAUAAACCUGCGUUCAAUGUCAUGAUUAAGGUAGCAACACUGUGUUUGCGUGCUGAAUUCCGAAAUGAUUCCGAUGGUUUCACGAGGAUCGAGGAACGAGAUGUGAUUGGAGAUGCGUCUGAGAGUGGAAUUCUCAAAUUUUGCGAGCACAUCCAUCAAACCAAGAGAUUUCGCGUGAAUUAUCCAAAAGUUGCUGAGAUUCCCUUCACCUCGACCAAUAAAUAUCAGAUAUCAAUACACCAGGAUGUGGACGGUUACACGAUGAUAAUGAAGGGCGCACCAGAAGUGAUAAUUGAUUUCUGUACAACAAUUUUAGCGAUGGAUGGACACACGAGGGAGCUAACAAGUGUUGAUAUCGUUGAAUCACGUCGUGCCUGCACAGAACUGGCGUUUCUCGGUGAACGAGUCCUCGCAUAUUGCGAUUUAUUCCUCCCAACUGUCAGAUAUCCACCCAACUACCAGUUUGAUACGAGUUCCCCGAAGAACUACAACUUCCCGACGAAGGGCUACAGAUUCCUGGGUUUGAUAAGUCUGAUCGAUCCGCCGAGGCCGUCAGUGCCAGAGGCGGUCCACACCUGUCGUUCUGCUGGGAUCAAGGUUAUAAUGGUGACGGGAGAUCAUCCGGUGACAGCAAUGGCGAUUGCUAAAGCCGUCGGAAUCAUCGGAGAGGGGCAGGAUGUGCAUUACGAGCAGUCGAUGAUGACUGAUAAAUCCUUCAGUCAGGGAAACGAUCGAGGAAGCCAGGGGGCUAUCGUCGUCACUGGUGGGGAACUCAGGAACAUGCCCACUUAUCAACUUGACGAUAUCAUCCGAAGCUACGAAGAGAUCGUCUUCGCGAGAACUUCACCCCAGCAGAAACUUCUGAUCGUCGAGAGUUGUCAGAGACUCGGGGAAAUUGUUGCUGUCACUGGUGACGGGGUCAAUGAUUCACCGGCUCUGAGGAAAGCUGACAUUGGUGUGGCGAUGGGAAUAGCUGGCUCUGAUGUCGCGAAAAAUGCAGCUGACAUGGUCCUGAUGGAUGACAAUUUCGCGUCUAUCGUCACCGGAAUCGAAGAGGGUCGACUUAUUUUUGAUAACUUGAAGAAGUCGAUUGCUUAUACUCUCACGUCGAGUGUACCAGAGAUGAUACCGAUGCUGAGCAGCAUUAUUUUUUCAAUUCCACUGCCAUUUGUCAUUGAAUUAGUGCUGUGCAUCGACAUUGGGACCGAUUUACUGCCAGCGAUUGCGUUGGCGUAUGAGAAACCAGAGUCGGAUAUCAUGAAGAGGGCGCCCCGGAAUCCUCAGUACGAUAAAUUGGUGAAUAAACGAUUGAUCUCUGUGGCUUAUGGGCAAAUUGGAAUGUGCCAGGCGUUGGCAGGGUUUUUAAACUACUUCAUGAUCCUUGGAUUUCAUGGAUUUUUACCGAUGGACUUAUUUGGAUUGAGACAGUCGUGGGAGAAUAGAGCGAUUACUGAUUUGGUGGAUUCCUAUGGACAACAUUGGACUUAUCAAAGUCGAAUGGAUCUCCUGAAUGAAGCGAGAACCGGGUACUUUAUAUCAAUUGUCACUACGCAGAUGAUUGACCUCAUCAUGUGCAAGACCAGACGAAAUUCAAUAUUUCAACAGGGAAUGAACAACUGGUUUCUCAAUGUUUCAUUCGCCUUUGAAAUUAUUCUCACAGCUGUUCUGCUUUAUACACCGGGGACUGAGACAAUCCUCAAGGCCAUGCCCCUGGAUCCUUAUUGGUUCUUACCGUGUUUACCUUUGGGGAUAUUUUUAUGGACUUAUGACGAAAUCAGAAGGUGGUGCAUCAGGCAUUAUCCAGGAGGAGUUAUGGAGAGGGAGACGUAUUAUUAAUCAAUAUAUUAAUUCGUUUGUCUUUGGAUUUUUGUUCGCUUUGUUACUGUAUAGUGAUGGAUUUGAUAAAGAUAACUUCGUUAAUGACUUACGGCUGAUGUUAUUGUGCCUAAUAUUGGUUCAGGUAUCCUCCCAGCUUUCUUCAGGAUCAAAUCCAAGGAUCCACCAUCCAUGUACUCCAUGCAUAUACUAAUUUCUCCAUCGCU
This is a messenger RNA of Diachasmimorpha longicaudata, 3513 nucleotides long. RefSeq names its product sodium/potassium-transporting ATPase subunit alpha-B-like. Gene Ontology annotation, cellular component: plasma membrane. Lineage: Eukaryota; Metazoa; Arthropoda; Insecta; Hymenoptera; Braconidae. The record is from RefSeq and is a predicted model, not a curated record. The transcript has a single exon. Gene Ontology annotation, molecular function: P-type sodium:potassium-exchanging transporter activity; ATP binding; ATP hydrolysis activity. Bases 242 to 3307 code for a protein of 1021 amino acids. Gene Ontology annotation, biological process: intracellular potassium ion homeostasis; intracellular sodium ion homeostasis; potassium ion import across plasma membrane.